This is a messenger RNA of Capsella rubella, 1989 nucleotides long. RefSeq lists its product as uncharacterized. The transcript has a single exon. The record is from RefSeq and is a predicted model, not a curated record. NCBI's taxonomy places the organism in Eukaryota, Viridiplantae, Streptophyta, Magnoliopsida, Brassicales, Brassicaceae. Gene Ontology annotation, molecular function: protein binding. The coding region runs from base 72 to 1742 and encodes 556 amino acids.
ACCUCUCUCUCUCUCUCUCUCUCUCUCACUCUCUCUCUUCUCUCUCAUCUAUCAGUCAAACCCUAAUUCCGAUGACGGUACCUAAUUCCGACGACGGUGACCGGAGUUUAACGGAGGUAAUCUCAUCUCUCAUCGACUCUAUACCUAACCUUCUUAGCUUCAAGUGUAAAUGGUCUUCAAUUCGCGCCAAACUCGCCGAUCUCAAGACUCAGCUCUCUGAUUUCUCCGAUUUCGCUGGCUCUUCUUCAAACAAGCUCGCUCUAGAUCUUCUGGUUUCGGUUCGUGAGACGCUAAACGACGCUGUUGCCGUUGCAGCGAGGUGUGAGGGACCAGAUUUGGCUGAAGGUAAGCUCAAGACGCAGAGUGAAGUUGACUCAGUCAUGGCGAGACUCGACCGACAUGUGAAAGAUGCUGAGGUUUUGAUUAAGAGCGGACUGCUUCAGGAUAACGGAAUCGUUGCUGUUUCGGGAUUUUCGAUUUCGUCGAAGAAGGAAGCUGUUCGAUUUAAAGCGAGGAAUCUAGUUAUUAGAUUACAGAUCGGUGGAGUUGAAUCGAAGAAUUCAGCGAUUGAUUCGUUGCUUGAGUUACUUCAUGAAGAUGAUAAGAACGUGAUGAUCUGUGUAGCUCAAGGAGUUGUUCCUGUUUUGGUUCGGUUGCUUGACUCGUGUUCUUUAGGGAUGAAGGAGAAGAUUGUAGCUGUGAUAUCUAGAAUCUCUAUGGUUGAGAGUAGUAAACAUGUGUUAAUAGCUGAAGGCUUGUCUCUAUUGAAUCAUCUCCUUCGUGUUCUGGAAUCAGGAAGUGGUUUUGCUAAAGAGAAGGCUUGUAUUGCUUUACAAGCUUUAAGUUUGUCUAAGGAGAAUGCGAGAGCGAUUGGUUGUAGAGGUGGAAUCUCUUCGUUGCUGGAGAUAUGUCAAGCUGGGAGUCCUGGUUCUCAGGCUUUUGCUGCUGGUGUUUUGAGGAAUCUUGCUUCGUUUGUGGAGACUAAAGAGAAUUUUGUAGAGGAAAACGCGAUUUUCGUUCUUAUUUCUAUGGUUUCUUCUGGUACAUCUCUAGCUCAAGAGAACGCUGUAGGAUGUUUGGCUAAUUUAACGACUGGGGAUGAGGAUUUGAUGAUAUCAAUUGUUAGAGAAGGAGGGAUUCAGUGUUUAAAGAACUUCUGGGAUUCUGUUUCUAAUGUUAAGACUCUGGAGGUUGGAGUUGUGCUUCUAAAGAAUUUAGCUUUGUGUCCUAUUGUGAGAGAAGUUGUUAUCUCUGAAGGGUUUAUCCCUCGUUUGGUUCCAGUGUUGAGUUGUGGGUUUCUCGGUGUGAGGAUUGCAGCUGCUGAGGCGGUUUCCUCGCUAGCUUUUAGCUCAAAAACCCGAAAAGAAAUUGGUGAAAGCGGAUGCAUUGGUCCCCUGAUUGAUACGUUAGAUGGUAAAGCCAUUGAAGAGAAAGAAGCAGCUUCCAAAGCUCUGUCAACUUUAUUAGUGUGCACGAGCAACAGAAAGAUUUUUAAGAAGAGUGAGAAGGGAAUAGUCAGUCUUGUUCAGCUCUUGGACCCGAAGAUUAAGAAAUUAGAUAAGCAAUACACAAUCUCUGCAUUGGAACUGCUUGUAACUUCUAAGAAAUGCAGGAAACAAGUUGUUGCUCUUGGUGCUUGCUUGCAUUUACAAAAGCUUGUGGAGAUGGAUGUUGAAGGAGCUAAGAAAUUGGCGGAGAAUCUUUCCCGGAGUAAGAUUUGGGGCGUCUUUACAAGGCCAUAGGAGACUCUGGAUACGAUGUUAACCUGUAUGUAAGAGACAUAUCGGCGAUUCUCGAUUUUUUUUUCUUCGUUUUCUCUAUAUGUUGUUUGAUGAUUUGAUUGUUCAUAAGGCUUGGCUGAUUGAAGUAGGCAGAGUAAUUGCUGAUUAGUCUGUAGACAAAAAUAAUAAUAUCUUUGUAGAGUUUGUAAUCUUCUUAUCUUAAUUUUCUUUGUGAGUUAAUCAUAUCAGAGUUUGAUUUGAUCCUUCA